UCUACUUGAUAAUUUUGUUUUGAAGUAAAUUUUAGAAAUAUUUUAUCAAGAAAUUAAAAAAAAUGGAGAUAUUUGACUAAUGAUGCCUCUAUAAAGUCAUAUACACAUACUAACAAACUAAAAACCUCAAUAUUUAUAAAAUUUAUUAUAAUCGGUUUUUCAGAAACCCUAAGUGAUUUAUCGAAACUCUCUCACCGUUAGUCAGCAGACGGAUAAUCGCCUCCAUAUUUUUGGCCCCUUUACAAAGCUCCACUCCUUCGCCGCUUUCCCUAACCGCCGAUCUCAGAAAGAGCUCUCCGUCUGACUCAGUAGCCUCAAUCAAUCCCUCUAAGGUUUUCCACUUUCCGGCGAGGAAACCCCCGGACAUUCCGAGAUGGCGCGCAAUGAAGAAAAAGCACAAUCGAUGCUUAAUCGCUUCAUAACGAUGAAGAAUGAGGAGAAGCGCAAGCCCAAGGAGCGUCGUCCAUACCUCGCCUCGGAGUGCCGCGAUCUCGCCGAUGCUGACCGCUGGCGCGGUGAAAUUCUCCGAGAGAUUGGCGUUAAGGUGGCUGAGAUCCAGAACGAGGGUCUCGGCGAGCAUCGACUUCGUGAUCUCAAUGACGAGAUCAACAAGCUACUCCGAGAGCGGGUCCACUGGGAGCGCCGCAUCGUCGAGCUUGGAGGACCAAACUACAUGAAGAACAUCGCCAAGAUGACAGAUCUUGAUGGUAACAUCAUCGAUGUUCCUAAUCCCUCCGGCCGUGGCCCUGGUUACCGCUACUUUGGAGCUGCCAAGAAGCUCCCUGGCGUACGGGAGCUCUUUGAGAAACCGCCCGAGAUCAGGAGGCGUCGCACUCGCUAUGAUAUCUAUAAGCGAAUAAAUGCCAGCUACUAUGGAUACAGAGAUGAUGAGGAUGGCAUCCUUGAGAAGCUCGAGGCAACUGCAGAGAAAGAGAUGAGAGAGAAAGCAGAAGCAGAGUGGUGGAAGAUGGAUCAAAUUAGGAGGGAGGCGAAGAAGGCUGUGAAGAGCAGCCAGGUUGUUAAUGUGGAGCCUGCGUCCAAGGAUAUUUUGUUUGAGGAGGAGGAGGAUGUGGUGGAGGAGGAGAGGAGGGAGAGGGAAAGAGUGGUGAGGGAGAGUAUCAAGCAGCAGGAAUUUGUUGUGCACGUACCACUGCCUGAUGAGAAGGAAAUUGAGAAAAUGGUUUUGGAGAAGAAGAAGAUGGAACUAUUGAGCAAAUACACCAGUGAUAUGUUGAUGGAAGAGCAGAAGGAAGCCAUGACGAUGCUCAAUGUGCAGAGGUAGAGCCCGUUUUGGAGGUUGCAUCGAGCUUCAAAGACUUAGCCUGUUAUCUUUAAGUAGUGAUAGCUCUUCGUGUUUCAACUUUCUGCCAUCUACUGUACUAUGAGGAAGAGAAGGUUUUUCCUAUGAACAUUACCGAAACCGUCAUGUGCUUCUGCAAUCUGCACCAUGAUUUCUGCUCCAAGAGUUUUUUCAGUAGCAGGGAACUUUUCAUAUGUGUUUCCCAUUCCUUUUGCAUCGUGUGCAGGAAGCAACAUUAUUGAUCUUUUCGGAAUGGCAGGCAGAUCUUUUGAUGGGAGGUAAGAUCUAUUUGCUUGCCACUUGCUUAAAAGCUAAAAUAUUGCUAAUUUUCUCUGAACAUUUGAUUUUAUUUACACCACCAAUGUAGCUUGACAGCUCUUCAGAAUAAAACGUUUGAUAUAACUGCGUUUAUUCUUACCUUGCUCUA
This is a messenger RNA of Dendrobium catenatum, 1727 nucleotides long. Its product is annotated as pre-mRNA-splicing factor ISY1 homolog. Gene Ontology annotation, biological process: mRNA 3'-splice site recognition; generation of catalytic spliceosome for second transesterification step. NCBI's taxonomy places the organism in Eukaryota, Viridiplantae, Streptophyta, Magnoliopsida, Asparagales, Orchidaceae. The transcript is spliced from 4 exons. The record is from RefSeq and is a predicted model, not a curated record. Gene Ontology annotation, cellular component: post-spliceosomal complex; catalytic step 2 spliceosome; post-mRNA release spliceosomal complex. The coding region runs from base 374 to 1282 and encodes 302 amino acids.